CCAACAUAAGCACAUUCACAGAUGUCUCUGCACGCGUAGAGCCGUGUCACCCGUCACGACCGAGCAGCCUGCUUCUGUGAGAACCGACGAGCCGCGGACAGAGAGAAUCACAGAGGGACAGAGAGAUACACAGAGAGGUAGAGGGGAUAAGGGAGGGAGGCAGAGCCCGAGAAAGAAGAGGUGAAGAGCGGCAGAGCAAAAACACAUACAUCGCUGCCACUCUGACGUCUCCCCUCAUGCGCCUGUUUCGGCUUGUUUGAGCGCAAAAAAAGAGGAGAGAGAGGGAAGGAAGGGAAGAAACGAAAAUCCUGGGAGCGUGGGUCCUCUCUCUCUUUUUUUUUUAUAUUCCCUUCUUUUUUUUUUCAUCUCCAUCAUCCAAGGCAUGAAGGCGGGUGUCAGCUGGCACGGCAGAAUAAAAGAAAGGGAUGCUUUGACUGCUGCCUCUCUUUCAACAGACAAGGAAGAGGAAGGGGGGUACAACACACAGCAGGGACAAAAACAGGAUUUCUAGAAUGAAUUGGAGUCCUUCUGCCGCAUGCGCUGGGAAUAGCAGUCUCACGCUGAAGUCUCCGAAUGAGCUCCAUCCAUGCAAUCUGGCGUCUUCGUGUUAUGUCCUCUACCCGUCACUGUCAGAUGCACAGACUGAUCGUGGUCGCGGUGGUCAGCCCACGUUAGAGCCACAGCUCGCCGCACAGGGCCAGCCCUGAGGACGUGAAACUGUUGCGAGAGUUUGGAUGUCACCGGGUGACACAGCUUCCUACUGCGUUUGACCGCCUUCAAACUGCACACGUCUCUGCUCUCCAGGCGGCACGAAUUAAUGCAGGCUUGAGACAAAGAGUGGUGACAGUAUCCGAAGGCACAAGGAGCAAAGGAAUACACUGGAGGAGGGGCCUGUGCUUGCUGCAGACGGGCAAAGGACUGCUUGUCUGGACUCAGUGUUGCCCGUCUGCGUGAGUACACACAGCAGAGGAAGAGGAAAUGGUCGGCUGAAGUGUCGUAGAGAACGUCCCCGCUAUGUAUUUCAUCCAGCAUGCAGUGCGACCUUCCCAGUUGCGCAUCACCAGUGGUGCCAUGAUCCAGUUAUAACUGUGGGUAAUGCCGAGCCAAAUAACCAAUCCUGGAGAUGCCGAAGAGAAGAGAUAUUCUUGCCAUCGUGUUGAUCGUGUUACCCUGGACUCUGCUCAUCACUGUUUGGCACCAAAGUGCUAUAGCUCCACUCCUCGCCAUCCGCAAGGCCUGUCACCACCUAGUAAAAGAGAUCUUUAUCAUUCCAGAGAGGCUUGCAGUUCGCCACCACCGGCUCUCAGAUGAUGGUGUCGAGGGCAAGAGGGAGGCUGGUGGCCAGGCACAAGACUCCAAGGAAUACUGUGCCUCAGAUAAGGACAUUGUGGAAGUGGUGAGGACAGAGUAUGUGUAUACGCGGCCUCCACCCUGGUCCGAUGUGCUGCCUACCAUCCACAUCAUCACCCCAACAUAUAGUCGACCGGUGCAGAAGGCGGAGCUCACACGGCUGGCAAACACCUUCCUCCAUGUUCCCAACCUGCACUGGAUCCUGGUGGAGGACUCCCAAAGGAGAACGCCUCUCGUCACGCGGCUCCUCCGAGAAACGGGGCUUAACUACACCCACCUCAAUGUAGAGACGCCCAGGAACUAUAAGCUGCGGGGUGACACUCGGGACCCCAGAAUCCCCAGGGGAACCAUGCAGAGGAAUCUGGCCCUGCGGUGGCUGAGGGAGACCUUCAACGCAAACAGCAGCCAAGCUGGAAUCGUCUACUUUGCAGAUGACGACAACACUUACAGUCUGGAGCUGUUCGAGGAGAUGAGAUCCACUCGGAAGGUUUCAGUGUGGCCUGUGGCCUUUGUGGGCGGCUUGAGGUACGAGUCCCCCAAAGUCAAUGCGGCCGGAAAGGUCUAUGGCUGGAAGACGGUGUUCGACCCCCAUCGGCCAUUUGCUAUCGAUAUGGCUGGCUUUGCCAUCAACAUGAGGCUCAUCCUCUUUAAACCGCAGGCGUAUUUUAAGCUUCGCGGGGUGAAGGGAGGAUACCAGGAGAGUAGUUUGCUACGGGAACUUGUCACACUGAACGACCUGGAGCCUAAAGCAGCCAAUUGCACUAAGAUACUCGUUUGGCACACAAGAACAGAGAAACCUGUCCUUGUAAAUGAGGGGAAAAAGGGAUUCACAGACCCCAAUGUGGAGAUUUGACCAUUUCCCCACAGACCACGGUGGUUGGCCUUGGACCUGCGGAGGAAGAAAACGGCUGAGUCUCUUGAUGAGUGCAACCAGCGCUUAUGUCUUAAUCAUCAGGAAAAAAGGAAAUGGGGGGCCUUUGAAGGGGGAUUUAAUCCUCUUGACUGAAUCUGACAUUUUUAAAAUAUGGACUAAAACAGUACAGAUGUACCAUAUUAAAGCACAGAUUAAUAAGAGGCUGCAGUUAUUUGUCAGGUCUACUGCUGAAGUGCAGAGGAGAGGACAUCAUGGACGCCUCACAGGGUCGGCGUGGACAGACAUGACCUGCACCUUCACGGUACAACGGCCCGCUGAGGACAAGCUAACAAAAGAGACAGCACAACAUGACAAGCAUACAGCCAGCGGAGUCAACCAAACAAGCAGGUUAAAGAAUAUCCUUCACCUCGGAAAGAAAAACUAAGGAAAUAAAACCCACAUUGUCUGCAUCUGCACAUGGUUCAAGAGAGAAAUCGCACGGCCUACAUUAUCAGCCUGGAGAAAAGCACGACACCAAGGACAAAUGUGGAUUUUUCCUUUGAGCAAACACAAACAUGGGAAGGGAAGGAAUGUUCUUUUUAUAACUGUACAAUGUUUGCAUUCAUUUAAUUUAAUCUGUUCGAGUGUUUCACAAGAACUUGACUUGCUAGUUCAAUACUACUGACUCUUACAGUACCUGCAUUUACUCUUGGGUUACCAUUGUUCAUUUUAACUCGUGCAUUUAAGCCACCCCCCCCCCCCCCCCCCGUACACUUGAAGAGAGACUGCUGUUUGAAAUGUACCCCUUUGUUGUGCUUGGGAGCUGAAACGUACACGUACACAUCAAAAUCCUAACACUUCUUAGCACUUAAAAAAUACACAUAUGAUGUUCCUUUGUGGCAACAUGUGUACAUAGUCAUUCAACAUGAGAACCAUCAGACGAUUGAUGACAAAUUUUGACAAAAGCAUUGUAAUUACUGUAUUUAUAUGUAAAACAAAAAAGGAAAAAAAAAGAUCUUCUCUUUCCCCCACAACGACACGCGACAAGGCACAGGUUCACUCUAGGUUCAACACAUGGAAAGAGUAAUAGCACAUCACCAAUUUCAUUUGGUAAUAGAAACUCCAGUUUGUGACACAUUCAUAAUGCAGAAUCAGCUUCACUGUAGACUCAUGAUUUCGGAGCUAAUUGCCAUGUAAGCUUUCAUAUAAAGUGUAAUGUUUGACAUUGCGGGGGUAAAAGUGUGUCACUUUAGAGAGCUAAUAUUUCCCCUCGUCUAUGCACGCUCACAUGUCCACGAGCCACCGGUUAACAAUGGUCCGCUGUGUGCAAGUAUAAAAAAAGUGUAGGAUGAAACGGCAUCAAAGUCAGCAAAUUUAGCUAUUACCAAGCUUGUCAGUCCCUCUCCUCUCGAAGAACAUAUAAAUUCAGAUCCUCAGGCACCUGCUGACUUUUAACACAGCUCACCUUCGAACAGCUGGUGUAUGUUAUGAAGGAUAGAUUACAAUUAUUUAUGCAUGGCCCCCAUAUAUUUUGUUUUUUAUAAAAACUUUGGCUUCCACGUUUGACAUGAGAGAAUACACACGACUCUCAACUGACAGCAGGCUAAAAGAAAAAAGAAAAAGCACAACAAAAUCUUAUUUUUGCUAAUGAUUUGGUAGCAACGUUGACGUGCCAUCUUCAGUAUCGUGGAUUGAUGUCUCAAGGUUUAUUUUAGUAUUGGUAUCCAUCCGUUGUGCGUUACCUGGAUCGCAGAAGGGAGUCACCGCACCUCUAACGAUAUACAUCAGCAGCUAUGAUGCUGUACAGCUGAACACUGUAACAAAGUUAUUCUACACCUCGUAUAAUAGAAUCUCUCCUCUUCUUGAUAAAUCGUCUGUCUAGUGCAAUACGCAGUGGUUGUUCUUAUCUUACAUUGCCCAGCAGAAGUAGCUGGAGAUAAUUCAAACACUGAGCCUCUGUUCUGUUGCCAGAUUAUCUCUGUGCACCCUCCCCUUCAACACACACACAACCCAAAAUACACUGCUGCAGUAUGAAAACUUACAAAGACGUUACAGCCUCUCGGGCUCAUCAGCCGGGGAAACCGUGCUAUUACAUAUUUCACUUGGAAUAAGAUAAGAUACACAUACAGACAAUGGCUGUAUUGUAUCUCUCAUCAGACUGGCUGUUUCCAUUGACUGCAUGAUAUUACGCUGCACAGGGAUGGGCCAUGGAGAUCACAGACUAUCUUUGGAUUUGUUCCUACUCUUCAACUUGCCUCCCAUUAUUUAUUUAAAAAAAAAUCAAAUUUAAUAUAUUUAUUUAUGUAUUUAUUUCAAGUGUGGAUGUGGAAAUUGAAUCAUCGCAGUGUUUUCCCUUAAAUCUGCAUUUUCCAACUGCUGCCUAAAAAAAGCAUGCGCGCAUACAGUGUAGUGUACACAUGGACUAUCAUACAGAUCAAUAAUAAGUUAGUGCUCAGACACACACACACACACACACACACACACACACAUCUUCGUUAUAGCAUUGCUGCUGAUCUAAAUUCUACUCGAGAGGUCAUUAUCGGCUUUUAAUCUAAAUGAAUGAAUCCACCUGAAAUGUUUUGAGCGCUGAAACUAAUAAAGAAUCCAAAAUAAAAUAAAAACACACCAGCUUAAUUUGACCACUAAAGGUUUCAUAUGAAAUUCUGUAUGUUGUAUAACAUUUAAGUUCCCGCUCUCCUCUCUGGUCAAGAUGCAGGCGAACGUCACGCGGCUUUUGGUUGAAUAAUAUUCUGUGAUGUUUCCUCUCUGUGGUGUGUCCUGAUGCAGCAGACAAACAAAUUCAAAAGGGCUUCACCUUAAAAAGUGAUGAUGUUACAACUUUGUCCGACAAGCAAUAGCUCUAAUACUCACAAAUAAUUAGUCUACUAGAACCAACCUACCUAUACAUCAACUUUAGCAGUGCAGGUUAUUAAGUAUUUAAUGUCAGUUAAUGAGCAUUACCCUCUGAGGGGCUUCUUUAAAAGGCACAAUACACUUUAUACACAAGUCCUCUCUUUUCCUCAUCUCCACUGUCAUUCCCCUGCCUCAUGUGAUUCACAUUUUAUGCAUGUGACUCUUAAGGUUGUUUAUUUGCCACAGCAAUUCUGUCUCAGAGAAAGAUGUUAGUUGAAUCAAGAGAAAUAAAUAACUGAGAAGAACCUCA
Cottoperca gobio is the source of this 5366-nucleotide messenger RNA. RefSeq names its product beta-1,3-glucuronyltransferase 1 (glucuronosyltransferase P) a (gene b3gat1a). The transcript has 10 exons. Lineage: Eukaryota; Metazoa; Chordata; Actinopteri; Perciformes; Bovichtidae. Gene Ontology annotation, cellular component: Golgi membrane. Gene Ontology annotation, biological process: chondroitin sulfate proteoglycan biosynthetic process; carbohydrate metabolic process. The record is from RefSeq and is a predicted model, not a curated record. Gene Ontology annotation, molecular function: galactosylgalactosylxylosylprotein 3-beta-glucuronosyltransferase activity. Bases 1124 to 2203 code for a protein of 359 amino acids.